This is a messenger RNA of Salvelinus fontinalis (brook trout), 998 nucleotides long. Its product is annotated as isoaspartyl peptidase/L-asparaginase-like. Gene Ontology annotation, molecular function: asparaginase activity. Lineage: Eukaryota; Metazoa; Chordata; Actinopteri; Salmoniformes; Salmonidae. The coding region runs from base 294 to 983 and encodes 229 amino acids. The transcript is spliced from 5 exons. The record is from RefSeq and is a predicted model, not a curated record.
UAGGACUAAAUAUAUUUAAAUAGUGGAGUAGGUGGUGUUAUUUGUAUUUGUUUGUGAGUUUAGUGUUAGAUGGUAGGGUAUUUGUUUAUUUAUUUAUAUUUUCAAGCAAAGUACAAGGGAGUUCUACUCCAGUCUAGUAGGUGGCGGGGUUGUAACAUUUAUUGGUUGCCAACCGCCGUUAAACCUCAUCGAAGAAGAGGAAGUGCUGGUGACGGAAGACUAGUACAUAUGUUAAUAACAGCGCUGGUGUCGAGAGCUGAACAUCGACCGAUUAUCUGGCCUCUCUGGCAGACAUGUUGCCUGUGUUGGUGGUCCAUGGGGGAGCGGGGUUCAUCCCUAAAAAGCGUGUGCAGCCUGCUUGUGCUGGGGUCCGGGCUGCAGUCAGGGGGGGAUACUCCAAACUCCAGGGGCAGGGCAGUGCCAUGGAUGCUGUGGUGGAGGCCGUCACUCUGCUGGAGAAUGACCACCACUACAACGCAGGGCUAGGCUCGGUGUUGAAUGUUAAGGGCGAGGUGGAGAUGGACGCCAUCGUGAUGGACGGGAGAUAUCUGGCCAGCGGAGCUGUCUCUGCGGUCAGAAAAGUGGCCAAUCCUGUACAACUGGCCAGACUGGUCAUGGACAAGACGAGCCAUCUGUGUCUGACUGGAGAGGGUGCCAAUCAGUUUGCCCGGGCGAUGGGUGUACCCGAGGUGCCAGAGGAAUCACUUAUCACAGAGUAUGCCCGUAUGCGCUGGAAGAAGAACCUGGCAGCUGAUGCCAACCCGGUGGAGUGCCAGAUGGGGAAGAUGGGUACGGUAGGGGCGGUGGCAGUGGAUGCAGAGGGGAACAUAGCCUGUGCCACCUCCACCGGUGGCUUGCUGAACAAGAUGGAGGGCAGGGUGGGGGACACAGCAUGUAUCGGUGAGACAUCUGAUGUAUUGUCAUAUGAGGUAAAGAGAUGUGGAGAGGAAGUAGGAGAGAGAAAGAGAGGAGUGGAGAAAUGAGGAAGAGACCUGCAG